Molecule: messenger RNA, 3355 nt
Organism: Cyclopterus lumpus (lumpfish)
Lineage: Eukaryota; Metazoa; Chordata; Actinopteri; Perciformes; Cyclopteridae
Gene: arvcfa
Product: ARVCF delta catenin family member a
Exons: 14
Coding region: 1-2589 (862 amino acids)
Biological process (GO): cell-cell adhesion; cell-cell junction assembly
Cellular component (GO): cytoplasm; plasma membrane; nucleus
Molecular function (GO): cadherin binding
Source: RefSeq, a predicted model, not a curated record
AUGCCUGCCGAAGUGAAAGAGAGUUCAGAGGGGCCUCCUCAGCUAUCUUUGUCUCAGGAGGCGAAAGAUAACCCAACUGCCAAUGACGAACUGGACACGCCCACCUCCAUCGCCUCUGUGAUGACCACGACCAAUGAAAGCUCGACAGAGACUGACACGCCGCAGCAGACGGACACUGAGGAGUCCAAGGCCGUGGAACAAGAGGGUGAACAAGCCCCCUGUGAGACACAAGAAUCCUCAGAGACGCACCAAGAGGACUUCCAGACAUCAGACACACCUGAUCUCACAACGACUCCAGAGGCUCAAGAUGACGCUCCUCUUGAGCGACCGAUUCCUGAAGCAAACAUUGAACCCAUUGAGUCUGUUACACCGACCAGACCGACCAGCAGCACUACCACAGCCCCCUCUCAACCUCCGGUGGUGCAGCAGUCUGGGGAGUCUCAGCCAGUGAACCCAGACAGGCAGAGCAGAGUGUACGCCCUCCCUGACAGCUACAGAGGCAUCAGGAGUGACGGAUGUGCAGGGUAUGGAAGCCUGUCCCGCACCACCAUCCAUGGCUACUGGCCCGCCAAGAGCUUCCAGGCUGGGGCUCACUACACAUUACCCUUCCUUAGGGACAGCUACGCUCCGGCAGGCCAUGGCAGCCAGAUAGAGGAGGACGGCCAAUGCGAACGGGGAGAAAAUCCUCUGGACAUGAAGACUGAGCACCCAGCUGCUGUUUACCCAACACUGGGGGGAAUCCACCAGUUCAGGCCAAUUACCACCAUGGAGCUCCUCAGGGAGCCCUCAAGAACCAGAGGUGGAUAUGAUGACGCCUUCAUGGCCCAGCUGGAGGGGAAUCUGAAUCCUUUCUUCCAGGCAAUGUGCAGAGCACAGACCCUGCAGUUCCCCCACAAACGCAGCAGCAUGGUCAGCCUUGACAGCAUCCGCAGAGACCCGCGCUGGAGAGACCCCAACCUGCAUGAGGUGAUCUCGAUGCUCAGCCACCCAAUGGACCCAGUCAAGUCCAAUGCUGCCGCCUAUUUGCAGCACCUGUGUUAUGAGAGUGACCGCAUCAAGCAGGAGGUGCGCCAGCUGAACGGGGUGCCGAUCUUGGUGGAAUUAUUGGACCACCCUAAGCCUGAGGUCCACCGUAAGGCCUGUGGGGCUUUGCGCAACAUAUCCUACGGAAAAGAUCACAAUAACAAAGUGGCCAUCAAGAACUGUGAUGGCAUCCAAGCUUUAGUCAGACUAAUGAGGAAGUCUAGCAGCAUUGAGGUCAAAGAGUUAGUCACAGGGACUCUGUGGAACCUCUCCUCACAUGAGCCGCUGAAGAUGAUGGUGAUCAACAAUGGGCUUCAAACCCUGACUGAUGAGAUCAUCAUCCCACACUCAGGAGGUAGGAGAGACUCAGCCAACCCCUCCAAACUGCUGAGUGCUGAGUGGACCACCGUCUUCAAGAACACCUCUGGAUGUCUGAGGAACGUCAGCUCAGAUGGGGCGGAGGCUCGGCAGAGGUUGAGGGAGUGUGAGGGGCUGGUGGAUGCGCUCCUUCAUGCCCUUCAGUCAGCUGUUGUCAACAAGGACACUGAUAAUAAGUCAGUGGAGAAUUGCGUGUGCAUCCUGCGAAACCUGUCCUAUCAUGUUCACAAAGAGAUACCAGGAGCGGAGCGGUUUCAGGAACCCCAUGGCAAUCAUCUGAUGAGAACAGUGGGACAUCAGAAGAAGAAGAAUGAGACCGACUGCUUUGGGGGGAAAAGACCCAAAGGCUUGGAACUGCUGUACCAGCCAGAGGUGUUGAGGCUCUACCUCUCUCUUCUCACCUGCAGUCACAACCACAACACCCUGGAGGCAGCCGCAGGGGCACUGCAGAACCUCGCUGCAGGACACUGGGCUUGGUCCAGCUACAUCCGGGCCACAGUGAGAAAAGAGAAAGGGCUGCCUAUUCUGGUGGAGCUGCUGCGCUCAGAUGUGGACAAAGUGGUGCGAGCUGUGGCUAUUGCUCUUCGCAACCUGGCGAUGGAUAGAAGGAAUAAAGACCUAAUAGGGAACUACGCUUUGAGAGACCUUGUCGGUAAUCUGCCAUGUGGGCAGCAGCACCCAGCGAAGAAUCUUGACGGAGAAACUGUGGUGUCUAUUCUGAACACCAUCCAUGAGAUCAUCACAGACAGCCCAGAGAACGCCCGAGCGCUUAUACAGGGCCAUGCAUUGCAGAAACUGGUGGCCAUCAACAAGUCAAGCCAAGCAGCCAAAGAGAACAAGGCAGCUUCCCAUGUGCUCCAGACAAUAUGGUCCUACAAGGACCUGAGGACUGCUCUGACCAAGGCUGGUUGGAACAAGAGUCACUUUAAGCCAGCAACUACUGGAGUGACUAAAAAAUCCAAGAGUGGAAAGCAAGGCAGCGAUGACAUCACCCUGCCUCUCAUGGACAAAAACCAAGAUGUAUACUCCAGUUUAGAGCCAAAUGAUAGAGUUGGAGAUGGAAAUGGGCCUGUUGUGGAAAGAGACACUCUCCAGGCGAUAAGUGAGAGAAAGCACUUCAUCAGAGCUGGCAGGCCUGCAGUGGGCCUCAUGGAUAACAAACCUCCACCACUGGACUCCUGGGUGUAAACACAACAACACAGCCAGCGAAGCCAGUUAAAUCCAGUAGAGACACUUUCCUUUGGUGAAAUACGGAUUUGUGCAAUUUGCUCAUUCUUGUACAGAAAGACAAACAUGUUCAAUUAAAAAUAAUUUCCUUUGUUUAUAGGGAAUAAUGUGCCAAACAUUUACAUGUAUUUAUUAUGGAGGUUAUUUGGCAAAAUAUUUAAUAGAUUUUGUCAUUUAGGAUGUUAUACUGUAUGCCUGAGACUCAUGAUGGAGUAUGUAUGACUUCUAAAAUAGCCUAAUUAUGCAAACUGUAGUAAAUCAUGACUCCAAAGAAUAUAUGACAUGUACAAUUUAAAUUUUACUGUUAAACAAGUAUGAGAUCAUUCAUAAUGCUUUUAGUUUGUCAAGCUUAAGGCCUAAAGUGACAUUUGGAUAUGUUGUUGUCCAUCCCCAUGGGUUCUGGGCUGAAGAAGAAUUAUUGUAAUAAUAUUUUUGGUCAGUGUUUGAGAUAAUUAAGAUUAGGACUACUGUCGACCUAGUCAUCAAAAACAUCCAAUUUAUUUGGAAUUCAGUUUAUUCUCGACAAACCUGCCAUUAGACUAGAUGGUGCAGUCAUAAGCAAAUCUUCCAUUUGUUUCAUGAUAGGCAAAAUGGGAUUGUAAAUGUGUAACAAAGGACUGUUAAUAUUCUAAAUGAAGGUAUUUAUAUUGUAAUAUUUAUUGUAAUAGCCAUGUUAUUAAUUAAGGUUAUUGAUGUGCAUUAGCUAAUACCGGUAAGUGAUCCUACA